AGGUUGGAUUAUAAAACCAUUAUUUCAAAGCUGUUUCGACAUUACAUGCCCGGAAUUGGAAGGACAGUCAAGGCCAUUUAGGCAAGACUCGCAGGUACUUGUUAGCGUGUUAUAAUGGGACUUAAUUCGUGGCGAGAUGACACUUCUGAAGCUUUUCUGGUGGUCCUCAUAGUCAUGAGUGGUUUGAUAAAUCUCCCUGGAGCCACGGGCAUGAACUGCAACUCUAAACUGACUAUAAUACCUGAUGUACAGAUUUCCACAAGUCCACCAAGGCAAGAACUAUCUGUAGGUACAGCGGUUAACCUGACUUGUAUGGCACAACCCAGGAGUAUUGAUGCAGGGUAUUACGAUAGAUGGACCGAGUAUAUUCAGUGGUACGGUCCACAGGACAAGCCAGUUGGACACAGAUGUGUACAGGGUAGACAAAUGGAGUUAAAACAUAUAUGUACGUUGAUGUUAAAAAAUUUGACGGAAGAGCAACUCGGUAGCUACACGUGUGAAGCAGGAAAUGGUUAUCGUGCACAUUGCAGGAGAAAAUCAGUCGAAAUUCGUCCGCGAGACCCCCAUCCCGUUCAAAGUGUGAGAGAUCCAAAGAACCAAAGCACUAUUAACGAUUUUACGGUAAAUUUUACCUACACCGCCAAAGAUCCUCUCAAGCCAAACAUCUCAUGCGUGAGGGACAAUGAUCCGUAUUAUGGACAAUCCAAUCAAAGGGCCAAGGAUCGGUGGAACCUAAGUAUCGUUAUCGGCUCUGAUUUAACUUUGAAUUGUAUUACCACUGGUCAUCCCCCUGGUCACCCUCAGUCCGAUAUAAGAUGGACGAAGCACAACGGUUCAUAUGAUGUCCAAUCCAGGUUAAGGGCUAAGAUCACCCGAGUUCGACGAGACCAAACCAUUCACCACCAACUGUUUAUAGCAAAAGUGAAGAAGGAAGAUGGGGGCAAAUAUCAGUGUGUUGCAAGUAACAUAGCUGGAGAAAAGGCAUCCAUCGAGGUCAACUUACAUGUGAAUGAUUUAGAUCCUAGAUCUGAUUCACGUACGCUGACCAAAAGGACUGGUUUGCCAAUUUUACAGCUGACUGUGAUCGCUUUCGUAGUAUCUGUAUUUGUAUUUGCAAUUGGAGCAUUUUUAUUGGAUCGACGUCUUGUGAAGAUUAGCAAGUCGAUAUCCAUGAGUCUCCUUCGAAAGCCAGAGAGGCGUGGAGUUACUGCCUUUACAUCUUAUAGA
Messenger RNA from Pocillopora verrucosa, 1227 nucleotides. RefSeq lists its product as uncharacterized. The record is from RefSeq and is a predicted model, not a curated record. Lineage: Eukaryota; Metazoa; Cnidaria; Anthozoa; Scleractinia; Pocilloporidae.